Molecule: messenger RNA, 1746 nt
Organism: Apiotrichum porosum
Lineage: Eukaryota; Fungi; Basidiomycota; Tremellomycetes; Trichosporonales; Trichosporonaceae
Exons: 1
Coding region: 1-1746 (581 amino acids)
Biological process (GO): proteolysis
Molecular function (GO): calcium-dependent cysteine-type endopeptidase activity
Source: RefSeq, a predicted model, not a curated record
AUGAGGCUCGUACGUACCCUCCCCCUCCUGCUUGGCCUCGGCCUCGGAGUGCAGACCGCCGCGGCGCUGCCCAAUGGCGCCAGCGAGGCCGGCCUCCACAAACGCAACAACUGGGGCAAUGGCAAGGGAGAUGACGACCACGGAGACUGGGACAAGGACCACGGCCACGGCGGUGGCGACCAUGGCGAAGACGACGGCGGAGACGACGGCGACAAGCCAUGCCAAGACGACAGUGACCAGGCCAUUGUGGACUGGAUCAUGCAAAACCCCGCCGUCAACACGACAUUUGUGCUCCCCGACACAGUCAACAACGGGACGCUCGUCUCGCUCGUCAACAACGGCACGAUCCCGGCGGAGAACACGACCGCACCGCUGCUGGACGGCAGGCUGCCCGCGCAGUUGAACGCGUCCGAACCUGCCACGUCCAAGGGCGGGAUCAUGGAGCCAGGGGUGAACGGCACGCUGUUUCCCCAGCAGGGUACCAACGAUAACGCGGCUGUCUUUGGCUCCUCCGGCGACCAGGACGACGACGACUACGACUACCGCCGUCGGCAGGUCAUCGACUAUGACCUGCAGCGCCGCACGCCCAGCGCACAGCCCGACCUCCCGCCCGUCAACUCUGAUCCCGAGCUCGCCUGCCACUAUGCGUACGAGCAUGUGCUUGGUGGCAACAACACCGAGCCCAAGGGGGCCCUCUGGGCGUUGGAGGGGUACGUCGACCUCGUGGCGGCGGAUGUCCAACAGGGCGGCAUUGGCGACUGCGGGCUCGGCGCAUCUGUCAUGGCCAUGGCCGACGGGGGGUGGACGCCUUACCUCAAGAAGCUUUUGGUGCGCCUCCCGGGUGCGGCGACGGACAAGAACAUGGUGGUCAACUUUCAAAAGGACGGGAUGACAUACCCGGUGCUCAUCGAUGACCAGCUCCCCAUCCUGCAGCAAGAGAACGGCAACUGUUGGAACUACACAGGGUACCAGCCGGUCAACGACGCAGCCCUGCCAGACGCCGACGGCUCGUACCCGGCGACGCCCAUCUUCUUCAUGCCGCUGUUGGAAAAGGCGUUUGCAAAGUUCCUCGACUUCCAGCCCGACUGGCGCUGGACCCCGUCGGGUCCCCCGGGAUACCUUGGGUUGACGUCGGUCAGCCCGGCCAUCGCGCUGGCGGCGCUGACUGGCGGCACGCCCAAGCCGGUGUACCGCAAUAACUCCGGGUACGACGGCCCCAUCAUGGAGGCGCUCCUCGGGUGCAUGCGCGGGCUGGCGCCGUGCGUGAUUGGCACGACGAACGCGACGACGCUCGGCCUCGUGGGCAAGCUCGACACCUGGGGCGGUGUCUGGCUCAACGCCCUGGGCGACGCCGCGACGCCCAAAGGCUACACUCCGGGAGAGACGGCGGGCCUAGCUGCCCCCGACGCGCCCACCAGUAACACCACCUACUCUCUCGUCGACUUUGACCAGAUCAUCAAGACGGACGGCAAAGAGUACUCGACGUCUAUCAGGAUGGCCGGUAACCACGCGUACGCGUUCGCGUGGAAGCAGAGCACCACCGGCCCGCUCACGGCGGAGACGGUCAACGACGCCAGGCUGCGCGUCCUCAACCCGUGGGGGUCGAACCCCUGCCAGUCGCUUGACUUCACCUGCGUGCCCGACAGGAGCGAGUGGGACAACGCUGCCCAGGUGACGCACAGCUUCCGCGCGUUGGCGCUGACUGUUGGUGCGGUGUUCACUGUGGAGAAUAUGCCUGCGCUGUAA